Linum tenue is the source of this 2721-nucleotide messenger RNA. The record is from the annotation of a GenBank genome assembly. Lineage: Eukaryota; Viridiplantae; Streptophyta; Magnoliopsida; Malpighiales; Linaceae.
AAGUAUAUAUAAACCCCUCCUUUCCUGUCUCUCAAUACGCGUUUCUUUCUUUCAUCCCUCGCCUUCCAUUUCCUCCUUCUCAGUAGUUUUCUCUUCUGCGCAAUCUCAGGCGGGGAAAUGGGUCUCAAGAAGGUGGUGCCGCCGCCGCCGCCGUCCACAUUGCUGGAAGAUCUGCUGGAAAAUGCCGGUGGCUGCGCGGUGAUAGACGGUGGGUUCGCAACCCAGCUCGAGACACACGGCGCUGCCAUCAACGACCCUCUCUGGAGUGCACUCUGCUUGAUCAAAAACCCCGCUCUCAUAAAAAAGGUGCAUUUGGAGUAUUUGGAGGCCGGCGCAGACAUUAUAGUCACUUCUUCUUACCAGGCGACCCUUCCUGGGUUUCUGUCGAGGGGGGUUUCCAUCGAGGAAGCAGAGUCGUUGCUGCAGAGGAGUGUCAGAUUGGCUGUGGAAGCUCGUGACGAGUUCUGGGACACUGUGAAGGGCCGUCCUGGUAAUGAAUAUAACAGGGCUCUGGUUGCAGCCUCCAUUGGGAGCUAUGGAGCUUAUCUCGCUGAUGGCUCAGAAUACAGUGGUUGGUAUGGAGAGGAUGUUACCCUGGAAAAGCUCAAAGACUUUCAUAGGCGCAGGCUGCAAGUUCUCGCGGAGGCAGGGCCCGAUUUGUUGGCUUUUGAGACCAUCCCCAAUAAGCUUGAAGCUCAGGCUUGUGUGGAGUUGCUUGAAGAGGAAGAAAUCAGCAUUCCAUCCUGGAUUUGCUUCAGCUCGGUGGACGGCCAGAAUGCCCCUUCAGGAGAGAGUUUCAAGGAUUGCCUUGAUGUGAUCAACAAGAGUAGCAGAGUGCCUGCAGUUGGCAUCAAUUGCGCACCCCCACAGUUCGUCGAAAACCUCAUCUCGAAAUUUCAGGAGUGGACACACAAGUUGAUAGUGGUUUACCCGAACAGUGGUGAAGUAUGGGAUGGCAAAGCUAAAAGAUGGAUGGUAUGCAUUUGAUUACGUUUUAUAGCUUCCAGUUCCAUUGUUUACGUGAAACAGUGAUAACCUCGAGCUUUUGCAUUAACACACAGCCAUCAGAAUGCUUUGGAGACGACAAAUUCGAACUGUGUGCUAGAAGAUGGCACAAGUUAGGAGCCAGCCUUAUCGGCGGCUGUUGCCGAACUACGCCUGCAACUGUUACGGCCAUUUCAAAUGCCCUGAAAGGAAGAUCCUCCUGACCACCAGCAACAACAUCACAGCUCUUGCCAUAUAUGAUAUAACCGUUAUUUCAGACAGCAUAAUAUUCCAUUCAAAUAGUUAAGCCAUGUACCUCACAAUGUAAGCUUUUACUAAUGAGCAUUUACCGGCUGUAACCUUGAUUUAUAACCACAGAUUUUGGCUCUGAAAUCUGAUCUCAGUAGCAAGAAUAUGCAAUGCGGUUCUCAAUAUUUUCUUGACUCUUAUAAGAUGCUCAAACUUAACCCUCUUUUACCACUAUCACAAAAGGCUUUUUUCCACCUUAAUAGCAGGAAUCUGGCACUAGCGGCUAGCGCAUACAUCCGAGGCCAACCACAAAAUGGCUUUCGCCAUGUGAAUUUGUGUACUAGCUUUGCAGCAACGAUUGUAUGUAGUGAACUGGUGCAAUUUAGCGAUUCUUCUAGGCCAAACUAACUACAACAUUGCUUUUGAGCCUUGGAGUGUUAAGAAAUCAGAAUAGUGGCAAGUCAACGAACCAUUAGCCUAUAAGGGGGUCAACGCUGGGGAUGGCCAUGGUUGUGAAAUUCCCAAGGAUCAUCUUCAUAGCUAUCACUAUAUCUGCCAUCGCGUCUUGUUUCAGAGCUUCGAUCCAUACUUUGAUAGCCUCCACCAUAUCUAGGUUCCUCUAUUCCUGCAUACUGCUGCUGCUCAAGCCUUAGCUUCUCGAUUUCAUGAUGCAUGCAUGUGAGAUUAUUCUCGAUUAGCUGCAUUUCUUGAACUUGAUCAUGCUUCGCUCUCUUCUCGUACUCAAGUGUAUUCCUAAAAAACAGUGUACGGAAAUCAAAAUACUGGAUAUAUAGCAGAAUUACAUCUCUGACUACACGAAUUGCUGAACAAAUUGCAAUGCAAAACUCCAAACCUGGCAUCAAGAAGCUGUUUGUGCAUCAUAUCUACAGCAGCUUUCAGUGAAUGCAGUUCCUCGUUCUCCAACUUUACUUCUGUAACCUCUUCUUGUAAACUGUCCACAAUAGCAGUAUAGUCCUCUACUGAAUCCCUCAAGUUUUCAACUUCUACUCUUAACUUCCUAACCUCUGACUUUAAGGGCUCCCUUGACCGCACCUCUGCUUCUAGCUUCAAUCCUGUCUGAAUUAACUCCCUGAUAUCGGUCUCCUUUUCAGCCUGGAGUUGAGGUAUCCUUUCCUCCAAUCUGCGAAUCUUAUCGCUUGUUCGCGUCACUUCACUCUGAAGAGCAAUAUUAUCAUCGAUAAUGGCCUGAUUCUCAGAGAUUAUCCUCCUCGUCUCUCUACCUAGAAUAUCGAGCUCUUCUUCCAAAGCAGCAGGAUCAAGCUGCUGCACGGGCCUCAAUCUGUUGUUCCGUUCAUGCUGACGGCCAUCUUGAUAGCCCACCAAAUCAUCAGGAUGCCGAGGCCUAUGCUUUCUCUUUGACAUGGGACCAGUAAUCCUCCCUUCACUGCUUGUUUACAACUGACUGCAACAGAGAAAAGUUAAAAUAAAAAAGUAAUUGAUAUGCGAUCUUCCAAAUUCCAAUGAUGA